Messenger RNA from Morchella sextelata, 3126 nucleotides. RefSeq lists its product as uncharacterized. The transcript has 10 exons. Gene Ontology annotation, cellular component: cytosolic [4Fe-4S] assembly targeting complex. Lineage: Eukaryota; Fungi; Ascomycota; Pezizomycetes; Pezizales; Morchellaceae. The record is from RefSeq and is a predicted model, not a curated record. The coding region runs from base 1 to 3126 and encodes 1041 amino acids. Gene Ontology annotation, biological process: iron-sulfur cluster assembly.
AUGGACGCCCGCCUGUACAUGCUCAACGUCGAAAAGGACCCCACCGAGGCCACGCGCAUAGCCACCCAGUCCGCAAAACGUAUCGAGAGCAAAGCGCUCAAGCUCCUGGACGUCGUGCAGUCGCUCGGCGAAUACCUAGUCGACGACGACAGGACCGUGCGUGCCAAAGCAAUCUCCUACCUCUCCGCCGUACUCUCAUCGCUCGACUCGAAAGCUCUUACCCGACAACAUGUGGCGGUAAUCGCGCAAUUCCUCUGCGACCGCCUCGACGACGAAAGCGGGCUCAAAGAAACCAGCACGGGCCUCAUCGCGCUGCAGGCCAUGGCGCGCUUCGGCAAGGACGAGGCCGUGACCGUCACGGAGGCGCUGUGCAAGGUCGACCUUGCGAAGCACCCGCAGGGGACGCGCUUUGUGGUGCUCACGCUGCUGAACGGGCUGAUGGAGAGGCAUAGGGACGCGCUGAAGAGCAUGGGCGGGAGGUUUGUGACGGGGCUGGUGGACCUGGUGGGCGGGGAGAAGGAUCCGAGGAAUUUGAUGAUUGUGUUUUCGGUCGUCAAGGUUGUGCUGGUGGAGUUUGAUAUCGUGAUGCAUGUCGAGACCCCCCACCCACAGCUGCUAUUCGACGUCGUCUACUGCUACUUCCCCAUCACCUUCCGCCCCCCGCCCGACGACCCCUACGGCAUCACCGCCCAAGACCUCAAGCACCGCCUGCGCGCCUGCAUCUCCUCCACACGCUACUUCGCCGCCCAAGUCUUCCCGCAGCUCAUCGAAAAACUCGACUCCACCUCCCCCAGCGUCAAAAAAGACGUCCUACAGACCAUCGCCGCCUGCGCCACCUCCUACGGCGCCCCCACCAUCGCAACACACUCCGUCCAGCUCUGGGACGCCGUCAAGUUCGAGAUCCUCAACUCCACCGACGAGGACGAGCUCGCGCAGGAGGCCCUCAACGUCGCCCACGCAAUCGCGCAGACCCUCUCGUUCGGCCUGAACGUGGUCCCGCCGCCGACGUCGCCGCUCGCGCGCUUCCUCAAGGGCCUCGUGAAGGAGUGUCUCAAGCUGCUGCAGGAGCCGCAGCAGAAGCAGGCGAAGCCCGCGGGGCAGGUGCUGGCGAAGGUGGCGACGGCGAGCGCGGCGGCGCACGCGUAUGUGGUGCAGACGGCGAUGCCGGCGCUGCUGCUGAUCUACAGCGACGCCGAGGGGAUCGCGAAGCAGCGGGCGCUGCUGGAGGUGCUGAAUCUGUUCCUCGAGAGUUCUGUCAAGGUGUAUGGCAGCUGGGGGGACAUGGCGGCGUACCCGGCGCUCGACAACCCGAUGGGCGAGUUCCGCGAGAAGCUGUUUGAGAUGUACUCCAAGGCGCUGAUGGGGUCGACGAAGGAGGAAGCGGGGUUCCGGAUCACGGCGCUGCGGGGGCUGGCGCUGCUGGCGAGGCUGAGGAGGUUCUUGGAGGAGGGGGAGGUGGGGAUGGUGGUGCAGUAUUUGGAUGAGGUUGCGCUGGAGAAGGGGGAGAAGGUGGAGUUGAGGGAGGAGGCGCUGAGGGGGUUGAAGGAUGUGAGCAAGUUGAAGCCGGCGCUCAUCAUGAGCAUCACUUUCCCUGCGUUCAUGGCGCAGCUGCCGGACUACGACGACGAUGAAGCGGGCAGUAGCGCUUAUACGGGCACGCUGGAGGCACUGGCGAAGCUGAGUCUGGAACGAGCGGUGUUUGAGAUCCUGCUCACCAGGAUGGUCAACAAGCUGGAAGUAAUCCUGCACGGCGGAUGCGGACCCGCCUACCCCCGCGCCAUCCUCUCCACACUUCUCUACGUGCUGCAAAACAUGCCCGAGCGCAGCAACGACGACAUGAAAGCCCACUUCACGCGGCUCGUGCCCUCGCUGCUGACAAAGACCGUGCUGCCGCUCAUCGGCGACGAGGGCUCCCGCGUCAUGGCCGAUGACUCGGUGCUGGAUGUGAGCGGACGACUGAUCAACAUCCUUGUGCGCGCGCUGGACGUGGAGCAGCAGACGGAGAUCAUCGGGCAGGUGUUUAACCUGUUUGUGCGCGGGGAGCCGUGUGAGUAUAUUCCUGCUGCGAGCAGAGAGAGGGUGGCGGCCGAGUUUAGGCCGUUUGAUGAGUCGGCGCCGAAGGAGCAGAGCGGGUGCUUUAUUAUCUUUGCAUAUGUCCUAGCGGCAAUGAGACGAGAGAUCCCCCUCCCCGUCGACUCCCUCCCCGCCUUCCUCCACUCAACCAUCCACCAAGCCGCGCACCCCAAGUCGCCCGCCCACCGCAUGAGCCACCUGCACACCGCCUCCCUCCUCACCAACAAAUGGCUGCGCACCCCGCAGGACACGCCGCCCCUGCAAGCGCUGACCAGCAGCCUCCUCGCGCCGCUCCUCUCCGCCCCGCCCACCGCCCCCCACGACGAGCUCCUCGGCAACAACCUGCGCAUCCUCUUCUUCAUCGCCAAGGCGCUGGUGCUCCGCGGCGACAAGCACGGCAUGGACAUCACGGCCGACCUCGUCGCCCUCCUCUCGCACCCAACCUACGGCGCAACAGCAAGUAAAGGUUUUGCUGCGCUCCUUGGUGAUGAUGCUGACUUCCUCACGAGGGCCAACCACGCCGUCGUGCGGCUGCUCACGAAGCAGCGCAUCUUUGCGUUCUGCGUGCCGAGGAUCGUGGACGGGUUUAAAGCCGCCGAUUCAUCACUCAAACCCCCCCACCUCACGGCCCUCUCCAACAUCCUGCGCAGCGUGACACCCCCCGUGAUCCUCCCCUCCCUCCCCACGCUCCUCCCGCUGCUGCUGCAAUCCCUCGACCUGCGCGACCCCUCCGUCAAGCUCGCCACCAUCGACACGCUCAUCGUGACCGUGCGCGAGUCUGCCGACGCCGUCAAGGAGCACGUCGCCUCUCUCGUGGGCCGGCUGCUGUCGGCGUGUGGCGACCGGGAGACCAAUCCGCCGCGGGUGCGGGCGAAGGCGCUGCGGUGUCUUGCGGCGUUCCCCGGGGCGCUGAGGGGCGAGCUGGUGUUGCCGUAUAGGCGGCAGGUGGUGAGGGGGUUGGUGGGCGUGUUGGAUGAUCCGAAGAGGGGGGUGAGGAAGGAGGCUGUUGAUUGUAGGGCAAAGUGGUUCGCGAUGGAUGAGCCGGAGGCGUAG